Dipodomys ordii (Ord's kangaroo rat) is the source of this 1823-nucleotide messenger RNA. RefSeq names its product ArfGAP with dual PH domains 2 (gene Adap2). Bases 66 to 1211 code for a protein of 381 amino acids. The transcript has 11 exons. Gene Ontology annotation, cellular component: plasma membrane; intracellular membrane-bounded organelle. The record is from RefSeq and is a predicted model, not a curated record. NCBI's taxonomy places the organism in Eukaryota, Metazoa, Chordata, Mammalia, Rodentia, Heteromyidae. Gene Ontology annotation, molecular function: GTPase activator activity; phosphatidylinositol bisphosphate binding. Gene Ontology annotation, biological process: positive regulation of GTPase activity.
GGCUAUGGGUGGCCACCGGCCAGGAGGCAGCCGGGCUAAGCCCCGCUGAGCCCACCGGGCCGGCCAUGGGCGACCGGGAGCGGAACAAGAAGCGACUGCUGGAGCUGCUGCAGGCGGCAGGCACUGGCAAUGCGUACUGCGCCGACUGCGGGGCGGCGGAUCCUGACUGGGCCUCGUACAAACUGGGCAUCUUCAUCUGUCUCCACUGCUCGGGCGUACACCGCAACUUCCCCGACGUCAGCAAGGUGAAAUCCGUGAGACUUGACUUCUGGGAUGACAGUAUUGUAGAGUUUAUGACCCACAAUGGGAACCUCCGUGUGAAAGCCAAGUUCGAAGCCAGAGUUCCAGCUUUCUACUACAUCCCCCAGGCCAAUGACUGCCUGGUCUUAAAGGAACAGUGGAUUCGAGCUAAGUAUGAGAGACAGGAGUUCAUGGCUGAUGGGAAAACCGUCUCCAGUUCAGGUAACCGUGAAGGAAUCCUGUGGAAGCGGGGAAGGGACAAUGCUCAGUUCCUGAGGAGGAGGUUUGUCCUUCUGGCAAGAGAAGGCCUCCUGAAGUACUACACCAAGGAAGAGAGUAAAGGCCCCAAAGCUGUCAUCAGCAUCAAGGAUUUGAACGCUACCUUCCAGACAGAGAAGAUAGGGCACCCACAUGGGCUGCAGAUCACCUACAAGAGAGAGGGCCGCAACCGGAACCUGUUUGUAUAUCAUGAAAGUGGGAAGGAGAUAGUAGACUGGUUCAAUGCCCUUCGUGCAGCCCGUUUACAAUACCUCAAAGUGGCCUUUCCUGAGCAACCAGAGGCUGAGCUUGUGCCCUUUAUCACCAGGAACUACCUCAAACAAGGCUUCAUGGAAAAGACUGGCCCAAAGCAGAGAGAACCUUUCAAGAAAAGGUGGUUUGCCCUGGAUCCCCAGGAGCGGAGGCUGCUGUAUUACAAGAACCCUCUGGAUGCCUUUGAGCAGGGCCAAGUUUUUCUGGGAAGCAGUGAGCAGGGUUACGAGGUAUGUGAAGACCUGCCCAGGGGCGUUCGAGGGAACCGCUGGAAAGCCGGCCUCACCAUAGUUACCCCGGAGCGGAAGUUCAUCCUUACCUGCCCCAGUGAGAAGGAGCAGCGAGAGUGGCUGGAGAGUCUGGGGGAUGUCCUGUCCCGCCCCUUGUCGCCCCUCCACCUCCACCUCCUCACUGCAUCAGCAGACAGUGGCAGCAGGUGACCUUUUGUCACAGUAUCAUUGCCGAGAAGGAGGCUGGCCGCUGAGCACCUGAGGUCCUGGGGCACAGGAGAGUUCACCUCUGCCCUGGUUGCCCAGCUGUCCCUGGCAGAGAACUGUGGCAAGACUGACGCUGGGAACAUUUCUCUGGCUGCCUGGGCUCCCUCUGGCUCCCCCUGCCCAGCCUCCGGAAGCUCUGGAUCUGGUACAGAGAUGAACCCAUAGCCUGGCUCUACUGCACCCAGGCUGGAAAUGUCAUGAAGGCCUAGAAUUUUCUCCCCAAGGUAUCUGGAGGUAUUGGGAUAAAAAAGCACCACAGCCUAAUGCGGAUGACAUUUUGCCAAACAAAAUAAAAGGUCAAUGUUUAAUCUGAAUCUAACCAUGAGGAAAUAAUCAGACACAAUCAGAUUCACAUUUAGGUGCCUGCUGCUAAUUAAUUAACCUAGACACUUCAAAAUGUCAAUGUCAUGAAAGGUAAAAUAGUAGAGAACUUCUAGAUUAAGGGAGAGUAAGACAUGUCAACUAGAUACAGUUUAGGAUUCUAUUUUUUUUUUCCAGCCCUGGGGCUUGUACUCAGGGUCUGGUUACGGUCCCUGAGCUGCUUCUUCUCAAGGC